Messenger RNA from Chlorocebus sabaeus (green monkey), 646 nucleotides. It is a transcript of the gene EFCAB9, whose product is annotated as EF-hand calcium binding domain 9. Gene Ontology annotation, cellular component: sperm principal piece; cytoplasm. The record is from RefSeq and is a predicted model, not a curated record. Gene Ontology annotation, biological process: sperm capacitation; flagellated sperm motility. Lineage: Eukaryota; Metazoa; Chordata; Mammalia; Primates; Cercopithecidae. Gene Ontology annotation, molecular function: calcium ion binding; calcium ion sensor activity.
GGUUGCCAGAGCCUUCAGUUUACAGAGUCCUAAGAUGAGACUGAAGAAAGGAUCGUUUCUGUGGUACCUCUAUCUGGACAAAAUAUACUGUUUAUUAUCCGUGAGAAACGUGAAGGCUUUGGCGGAAUAUUUUCACAUUCUGGAUGUGCACGGCAAGAACACCUUGAAUGAUGUGCUGUUCUAUCACUUCCUUCAUCAUGUGACUGACUUGAAAAAGGCACAGAUCAACAUUGUGUUUGACAUGCUGGACUGGAACGCUGUGGGCGAGAUCGGCUUUGAGCAGUUCUACAUGCUGGUGUGUAUGCUGCUGGCCCACGAGAACCAUCUGGAAGGACAGUUUAUGUACCGUCAUUCCCGGCCUGUCUUUGACUUGCUUGACCUGAAAGGGGAUCUGAGAAUCGGUGCAAAAAACUUUGGAAUGUACAGAUUUCUCUUCAAUAUUCACAAACAGGAACUCAAAGAUCUCUUCCAUGACUUUGACGUUACAGGUGACAAUCUUCUUAAUUAUCAGGAAUUUAAGCUGUAUACAAUCAUCUACAUUGACAAAUUACAGAGGAGGCAGAAAACAGAGGAGAAAGAAAAAGAAGACGGAAAAAGUGAGAGAACGAGAAGUCUCUACUCGAAAAGAAAAUGUCACAUGAAGUAG